AUGCUCGGUGGCCGCCAAACAUAUCACAUAGGCCCAACCAAAGUGACAACUCCAAUGUACAUUGUGCUGACCAUUGCUUUCGUAUCGGAUACGAUACUUAAUUCAAUGCACAAAUACCAGCCCCGAUUUCACUUAGUCCGAGCAAACGAUAUCCUGAAGCUACCGUACUCUACGUUUCGGACGUACGUGUUUAAGGAGACCGAGUUCAUAGCCGUUACUGCAUAUCAAAAUGAAAAAAUAACGCAAUUGAAAAUAGAUAAUAAUCCUUUUGCGAAAGGAUUUCGUGAUACCGGCGCUGGAAAGCGGGAGAAAAACCACUCCCAAAUUUCUGGCUCUUUCCCUCUUUCCAGCUGUUCCGCUUUCCGACAAUCGCUGAUAGGUCAACGGAGUGGGGAUGGUGACAAGCUAAGCCCGAGUUCUGUCAGCUCCUCGCGAGGUCCAGCUGGAUUGGACCACCGAACGAAUAGCAUAUCAAAUCUAGACGAUGAUGACAAACUACUGGAUGUCGUUGGACCACCGCAAAGUCCACUUCUCUCCCUCAGCCAGCAGAUGCAGCAUCAUGCAGGCUGGUUCAACUUUGAAGACGUGCAGCGAGCGGAGGAAGCUAUGCGAAGGCGACUUCAAUCCGACGAGAACGAGCGCGACGGAAGUGAUUCCAAUUGCUCGGACAGUGUUUCAGGAAGCACAGGUGCCUUUCGUCCGACUUCGGGCAGUCCUAAGGAGUCAUCCAGUAGCGCCGGUACAUCAUAUCCUUCGCCGAACAUCUCCGUCGGGCCACCAAUCCACCCGCCUCCACACUUGUUACCGUAUCUCUACCCGCCGGGUCUGUAUCCCCCGCAUCAUCUGUCACUGCUGCACAACCACGCAGCAGCGGCAGCGAUGAAUCCUAGCUUACUGUUCAAUGCCCAACUUGCCCUGGCGGCACAACAUCCGGCCUUUUUCGGUCACUACUCUGGUCACUCACCAUCCUCGCCACUGCACAGCCUCAAAGGCCAUCGCUUUUCACCGUAUAGUUUACCCGGAUCAGGUAUAGGAUCGGCAUUUGAUGCCGUCACACCGGGGUCCAAUUCUGGAGGUCCGCGUAGUCUUAGCAGUAGUCCCCAUCCACGAGCUGCCUCAAAUUCGCCGCCCACCAGGCCAAUCUCGGUUUCGCCAACACCUACGCAGAAUCCCACGUCCCCGGUUUCGGCAGAAACAACGUCCGCCGCUAUACCACCACCACCACCAUCGGCUAAUACGGCACCAACGGUCACAACUAUGCCUUCAAAUUCACCGUCCGAGUUGAAGAGCAUAGAAAAAAUGGUCAACGGGUUAGAAGUGCAGCACAACAUCAACGGUAACAUGGAGAAUAGCAAAUUGCAGCAACUCGCGGGACACGAUCAGUGA
Messenger RNA from Sabethes cyaneus, 1386 nucleotides. Its product is annotated as optomotor-blind protein-like. The transcript is spliced from 6 exons. Gene Ontology annotation, cellular component: nucleus. Lineage: Eukaryota; Metazoa; Arthropoda; Insecta; Diptera; Culicidae. Gene Ontology annotation, molecular function: RNA polymerase II cis-regulatory region sequence-specific DNA binding; DNA-binding transcription factor activity, RNA polymerase II-specific. The coding region runs from base 1 to 1386 and encodes 461 amino acids. Gene Ontology annotation, biological process: cell fate specification; positive regulation of DNA-templated transcription; regulation of transcription by RNA polymerase II. The record is from RefSeq and is a predicted model, not a curated record.